AUGGCCCUGAGAGCAUGUGGCUUGAUCAUCUUCCGAAGACGCCUCAUCCCCAAGGUGGACAACGCUGCAAUUGAGUUUCUACUGCUGCAGGCAUCAGAUGGCAUUCAUCACUGGACUCCUCCCAAAGGCCAUGUGGAACCAGGAGAAAGUGACUUGGAAACAGCCCUUCGGGAGACCCAGGAGGAAGCAGGCAUAGAAGCAGGCCAGCUGACCAUCAUUGAGGGCUUCAGAAGGGAGCUCAGUUACGUGGCCAGGGAGAAGCCUAAAAUCGUCAUCUACUGGCUGGCGGAGGUAAAGGACUGCGAUGUGGAGGUCCGCCUCUCCCACGAGCACCAAGCCUACCGCUGGCUGGGGCUGGAGGAUGCCUGCCAGUUGGCUCAGUUUGAGGAGAUGAAGGCAGCACUCCAAGAAGGACACCAGUUUCUCUGCUCCACAGCGACCUGA
This is a messenger RNA of Rangifer tarandus platyrhynchus (Svalbard reindeer), 444 nucleotides long. NCBI's taxonomy places the organism in Eukaryota, Metazoa, Chordata, Mammalia, Artiodactyla, Cervidae. The record is from the annotation of a GenBank genome assembly.